UGUGUCCCACAGCUGUCCCAUGUGUCCCAUUCCCCCAGUGUCAGAAUUGUCCCUGUGUGUCCCAUUCCCCAGUGUCCAACAGCUGUCCCGUGUGUCCCAUUCCCCCAGUGUCAGAGUUGUCCCUGUGUGUCCCAUUCCCCCAGUGUCAGAGCUGUCCCUGUGUGUCCCAUUCCCUCAGUGUCAGAGUUGUCCCUGUGUGUCCCACAGCUGUCCCGUGUGUCCCAUUCCCCCAGUGUCAGAGUUGUCCCUGUGUGUCCCAUUCCCCCAGUGUCAGAGCUGUCCCUGUGUGUCCCAUUCCCUCAGUGUCAGAGUUGUCCCUGUGUGUCCCACAGCUGUCCCGUGUGUCCCAUUCCCCCAGUGUCAGAGUUGUCCCUGUGUGUCCCAUUCCCCCAGUGUCAGAGCUGUCCCUGUGUGUCCCAUUCCCUCAGUGUCAGAGUUGUCCCUGUGUGUCCCACAGCUGUCCCGUGUGUCCCAUUCCCCCAGUGUCAGAGUUGUCCCUGUGUGUCCCAUUCCCCCAGUGUCAGAGCUGUCCCUGUGUGUCCCAUUCCCUCAGUGUCAGAGUUGUCCCUGUGUGUCCCACAGCUGUCCCGUGUGUCCCAUUCCCUCAGUGUCAGAGUUGUCCCUGUGUGUCCCACAGCUGUCCCGUGUGUCCCAUUCGGGCGCGGCGCGGGGCUGGCGGUGCCGCCGGGCCAAGGCGCCCAGCGUGGAGGAGCCGCUGUGCGAGGGCAGCCUGCUGGGCGCGGGGAAGACGCUGCGGGAUCUCAUCUACGACAUGACCACCUCGGGCUCCGGCUCCGGGCUGCCUCUGCUGGUGCAGAGAACCAUUGCAAGGACCAUUGUCCUGCAGGAGAUCGUGGGCAAGGGGCGCUUUGGAGAAGUCUGGCGCGGGAAGUGGUGCGGGGAGGACGUGGCUGUGAAAAUCUUCUCCUCCAGAGACGAGCGCUCCUGGUUCCGGGAGGCAGAGAUUUACCAGACGGUGAUGCUGAGGCACGAGAACAUCCUGGGCUUCAUUGCUGCUGACAACAAGGAUAACGGGACGUGGACCCAGCUCUGGCUCGUGUCCGAGUACCACGAGCAGGGCUCCCUGUUUGACUACCUGAACAGGGGCACGGUCACCGUGGAGGGCAUGGUCAGGCUGGCACUGUCCGUGGCCAGUGGCCUGGCCCACCUGCACAUGGAGAUCGUUGGCACACAAGGGAAACCAGCGAUCGCCCACCGGGACCUGAAAUCCAAGAACAUCCUGGUGAAGAGGAACGAGAGCUGCGCCAUCGCCGACCUGGGGCUGGCGGUGAAGCACGACUCGGUGCUGAACACCAUCGACAUCCCCCAGAACCCGCGCGUGGGCACCCGCAGGUACAUGGCCCCCGAGAUCCUGGAGGAUGCGAUGAACGUGAGCAUCUUCGAGUCCUUCAAGCGCGCAGACAUGUACUCCCUGGGGCUGGUGUACUGGGAGAUCGCCCGCAGGUGCUCCGUUGGAGGGAUCACUGAGGAAUACCAGCUGCCUUACUACGACCUCGUGCCUUCUGAUCCUUCCAUAGAAGAUAUGAGAAGGGUUGUCUGUGAACAGAAGCUCAGACCAAGUAUUCCAAACCAGUGGCAAAGCUGCGAGGCGCUGCGGGUGCUGGGCCGGCUGAUGCGCGAGUGCUGGCGCUCCAGCGGCGCCGCCCGUCUCACCGCGCUGCGCGUCAAGAAAACGCUGUCGCAGCUCGGCGUGCCCGAGGGCUGCAAGGCCUGAGAGCUGCGGGGGAAGCCGAGCUGUGCCCAUCCUUCCCGUGCCCAUCCUUCCCUGCCCAUCCUUCCCGUGCCGUCGCGCUUUGUUCUGCUCUACCUCAGCCCGUGCGGGUCCCGCCGCUCGCCGCUCGCAGCUCGCCUUUGGCACAGCGAGCCCGGCACUCGCUUUGGGUUUUUCCAGUAAAUCAGACACCAGUGAAUCGCGGGGAGGAGCUUGAAGCAUCAUGACAGUGUAAAAAUACUUUUUGCUGUUGUGCUUUUCAUCCUUGUCAGACGCCAAACGUCCUGGAAGUGUCUGGUGUUGGUCAAAGGCUGUUUGUGAGACAAACCUCAUGUUCUGUCCUCAAACCAAACAAAAGACCAAAUUAACCCAGCUUUUUACCGGUAUUUGUUUUGCAGGGAUCUGAAAAAGGGUUGUCAGUAAAUGUAUUUUGAACUACUAUAUUUAUAGUUAACCAAGCGUUUAGAAAAGAUGGAAAUUCCUCUAAGUGUGCACACUGUGAACAAAAUCAUUGAGUCAGUUCCCUAUUGACAUUUAUUUUUAUUGUCCAGUUUCAUGUACAAUAUCAUGGUUAAAAUUUGAGUUGUUUUACUCUGUCUUUUGUUCAUCGAACUUAUCAAUCAAGGGACAACUUUUCCUUUCAACAGUUAGUAGGAAAAAUAACAGGGGCAAUACUUCUCUGUUAGCUGUAAGGAAUGGAACAGGAGGAAUUCUACCUAAACUAAGGAAAUAUUUAUUUUAGCAAGGCCUUUCCAAUCAUUGGCAACAUUUUUUUAGUGCCUUUUGAUGGAUUAGGGGGAAGAUUUAACAAAAGCCAAUGCAGCCUGUUCAGAGGUUUCUUACAGAAUUCUGCAACAGCACCAGGCUGAUGAUGAAUAGUAACGUUUCUGACCAGGUUUCCAUAAUAUCACAAGCCAGAAAAGUGAGUUGUUGUGUUAAAAUGAACACUCAACUGUGUUCUGGCAGUUUGUGAAUUUUGGCCCGCUCUGUAGCUCACAUAUUUGAAUAUAGUGCUGGAAUAUUUUUAACAGGCAAAAUUACGCAUUUUGUAGUCUUAUGGUCUUAUCUUUAAAAAAAUCCUUAACUUAAAAAGGAAGAAGCAAGGCUUUAUUUUUUUAAGUGGGAAAAGAGUUUCAGUGUCCAGUUUCCCCCCUGGAGUCUCUGAAAAUUGUUGGCCAGCCUGGUAAUUUGAGCAAGAUCCUUGUGGUGCCUGGCUGGGAGGUGGGGGGAGGAUGCUCACUCAGCUCCUCCUCACACAGGUCACAGCUCCAGCCCAGAAGCUUUAACCUUUUCCCUGGACAUCUCCCUUGGCAUCAGACAUUAUGGUCUGCUUGCCCUGGCUUUUCACCUAGCUGUAUUUCUGCACUGGGUUUCUUUUCUCUUUGUUGUUGAGAGGUGAAUGCACAUUGUGACCAAGCAGAGUGGAACAUAACUGAGCCAAGGGGCUGAUGCUGUUGUGCUGAGCUCUGAAAUGUUUGUAAACUCUGCACUCCUUUAGACAAAGUCCAAAGAACUCUUGUUUUAGUGGCCUUUCCCCUCCGUGUGGGUUUGUCCUGUUCUAAUUUAAGCGCAGAGGUUCUGCCAAAACACUUCUGUGCAGUCCAGGGAGGCUUUGGUUUCCUCAGAGGUUGCAAUGUUCCUGGUAAUCUUCACUUAGGGCACAAGUUCUUAAGCUCAUGAAAAUUUUCGAGGUCAAGGAUGCUCAAAACCUGCCACCACAUUCAGCCUCUCUGAAUUGAUGCUUCUAACUGGAGGCAGUUACCAAUAUUUUAUUAUUUGCUUCUAAUUACAAUCUAAAGUUUAAUGUAGGGAUUAUGCACUGAAAGGGAAAGUUAAUUAAUGUUUCCUGUAGCACCUAAUUUUUUUUUGUGUUACUUGAGCUGCUGCCCCUUUAGAAAUUCAGGCUGUAAUCUCCUCUGCACUUCCCCACUUUUAUAAUUUGCACUUAAUCAAGCUCAUUCCCUCACCUGACAAUAUAAAGAACCCUACAAUAUUUUAGCCAUUGCUGUGUCACUUGUUUGCUUGGUACCAAGUUCAGGAAUUAUAAAUAAAUUAGUUUAGAAAUAUUCCCAGUCCCUACAAGGGGUCUGGGCUUUGAGCAGGGCAAGUUCUUCUCAGUCGGUGUCAGCCUGGAGCUGCUGUGCCAAGGGGGGGCUCAGGGCUGUCCCCAGCUCCCCCGGCUCAGGGGGAGGAGGUGUUGGGGUUCUGCCUGGGGACAGUGCCACAGUGUCACAGUGUCACAGUGUCACAGUGCCGCAGUGUCACAGUGCCACAGUGCAGGGACGGGGUGGCACUGGGGGCUCUGCCCUCCCUUGGGUGCACGGGGGGAGAGGCACAAGCCCAUGUUUGUGUUGAUGGAGGGGGCUCAACCCCCCUGCUGGGGUUCAGUGGGGUCUGUGAUGUGUCCUUAGGGUGUCCUGGGCCACACCUGGGUGUCCCCAGCAGCACUGCAAGCACGUCCCCUCCUCUGCCCCCAGCUGUGCACGCUGUGCUGUGAUCCCAGGGAUCGCCCCCAGGCUGAGGGACCCCAAUUCCCCCAGAGCUUCUAGGGAGAAACAUCCAUGUCCUGCUCUCACGGGCAGAACAGUAUUUAUGAAUGUACAGGGAAUAAGUGUUGAGGUACAAUAUAUUUCUACAGAAUAUAAGAAAUGUGCAAUAAACUGUAACUUACACUGAAUGUAUUUUUGGCAUACAUGGACCAGAUGUAUUUUGAAUGUAGCUAUGACAUUGUGUCUAAGCCUGCUGUGAUUCUCAGUCCCUAAGACAAACGUGUCAUGUUUUGUCAAUCUACAAACCACUUCCUGAGUUGUCUGUUUUUAAAAGAAGCAUUAGUAUUUUAUCUGGAACACUGUAAUAUUUCUGAACUAAGUAUAGCGGUGCAGUGCUAACUUCAGCCCUGGUCUUGUGAAAUAUCUGAUCUGUGUACACUGCAGAGUUGUUUUUAAAACUAUUGCUCAAGUUAUUGCUUGAUAUCGCAGCUGCCUGGAUGUAAAUAAUGGUUUAGCUGUUGUAUUUUGUAUGCGGAUUUGGGGAAUGGUGGCAAUUUUAAUAAAUUCAGCAUACUCUGCC
Molecule: messenger RNA, 4801 nt
Organism: Ficedula albicollis (Collared flycatcher)
Lineage: Eukaryota; Metazoa; Chordata; Aves; Passeriformes; Muscicapidae
Gene: ACVR1C
Product: activin A receptor type 1C
Exons: 7
Coding region: 20-1735 (571 amino acids)
Biological process (GO): cellular response to growth factor stimulus; activin receptor signaling pathway; nervous system development
Cellular component (GO): plasma membrane; activin receptor complex
Molecular function (GO): ATP binding; activin receptor activity, type I
Source: RefSeq, a predicted model, not a curated record